UGGACAGGCGAAGGCGAAGGGAGUGCAAAACAGAAGGUUCGUUAAAGUCGAAGAUAAAUUAAUGCAAAGUAGUUAGUUGGCAGAUAGAAGAAGAUCAUCAUCAUAAUCGAUCCGUUACAAUUAGGGUUUCUGAUUGGAGCAUAAUAGCGUAUUAUCAUCUCAUCUCUCAGCAGCAGCAGCAUGGCGGAGCACCUUGCAUCGAUCUUCGGCACGGAGAAGGACCGCGUGAACUGCCCGUUCUACUUCAAGAUCGGCGCGUGCCGCCAUGGCGAUCGGUGCUCGCGCCUCCACAACCGCCCCAGCAUCUCGCCCACCCUCCUCCUCUCCAACAUGUACCAGCGCCCCGACAUGAUCACCCCCGGCGUCGACCCACAGGGCCAGACCCUCGACCCCCGCAAGAUCCAGCAGCACUUCGAGGACUUCUACGAGGACAUCUUCACCGAGCUCGCCAAAUUCGGCGAAAUCGAAAGCCUCAACGUCUGCGACAACCUCGCCGAUCACAUGAUCGGCAACGUCUAUGUUCAGUUCCGCGAAGAGGACCAGGCCGCCAAGGCGCUUCACGCGCUUCGUGGGAGAUUCUACAACGCACGCCCAAUCAUCGCUGAUUUCUCCCCCGUCACGGAUUUUCGCGAGGCCACGUGUCGGCAGUUCGAGGAGAAUAGCUGCAACCGCGGCGGGUAUUGUAAUUUCAUGCAUGUGAAGCUCAUCGGGAGAGAUCUACGGAGGCGACUCUUCGGCCGCAACCACCGCGGUGGCAGUGGGACCUACCACCGCGUCAGCCGGAGCAGGAGUCGCAGCCGCAGCGCGAGUCCGAGAUACCGCCGGGAGAGACGGGAGAGUGAUUCUCGUGGAGGGCGGCGGAGCAGGGAGAGGGACGGCAGCGGUGGACGGAGGAGACAACACGGGAGCCCUCCGGCCAGGGAAGGGAGCGAGGAGCGCCGCGCGAGGAUCGAGCAGUGGAAUCGGGAGAGGGAGGAGAAUAAAUGAUUUCACGAUGAUUCUAUGUUCAUUUGCUUGCGAUAGAAUAAACCAUCAAUUUCAUCAUCAAACUAUUAUUAUUACCCUGUGUCCCUCCUUAGUAGUCCUUAGAGUAAUGAAAUUAGUAUUUAAGGAAUAGAUGGAGUACUUAAUGUCCACCACUUUAGUCUAAUUUAAAAGAUUUUCUAAUAUUUGGAAGAUUACUUGGCAUGAUUUAGGACUACUUAAAUAGUUUUUUUUUUUUUUUUUUUUGUUAGUCGAGGAAAGAGGGUGAUAGUGGAAGGAUUGAAUUGGUGGUUUACUUUGCAUGUGAAUGGUGGCAGCGCUAAUAAUGAAACCCUCUCACUGCUGUGUUGUACCUACGGCUAGGUGCUAUAGGGGGAUUGGUAGUGCUGCUGCUGUUCUUGGAAUGUAGGAAUUGCAAUUCAAAGAUUAACAAAGUUGGGGUUUGAAUUGCCUCUACACUAUAGGCAUAUAAAAGCAUGUUUCGAAGAAACGUUUUUGAUGAAUCCAAGUGUUUAAUUCUGUACAAAUGAGACAACUAAGACGGGCAACUUCUGGUUUGUUAUCGUGGGAUUUUUUCCCACUUGGGCAAUGGCAGUAUUUGAGCUCGCCAAACUUUUGUUGACAUCAUUGCUUAGUGGGUUUUUUUUUUUUAUCCAUAGAAAUCAAAGACAAUGUCAAGGAGUUUACAAUAACUCACGCACCCUGCUAAACCAAUUGAGCUGGAUCCCCUUGACUGCUUAGUGGGUGUUUGGUUUAACUUAUUUAGGAGAUAUGGUCCCUUAUGUCUUUUACCUUCUCGGGAGAGCUCUUGAUAAAUAGGCUAUUAUUUCUCUAAAUUUAAGUUUGAACCAAGCCAUCAAUUUAUGCUUAAUCCAAUUGAUUUA
This is a messenger RNA of Glycine soja, 1868 nucleotides long. Its product is annotated as splicing factor U2af small subunit A-like. Gene Ontology annotation, cellular component: U2AF complex; spliceosomal complex. The coding region runs from base 181 to 987 and encodes 268 amino acids. Gene Ontology annotation, molecular function: metal ion binding; pre-mRNA 3'-splice site binding. The record is from RefSeq and is a predicted model, not a curated record. Lineage: Eukaryota; Viridiplantae; Streptophyta; Magnoliopsida; Fabales; Fabaceae. Gene Ontology annotation, biological process: mRNA splicing, via spliceosome. The transcript is spliced from 3 exons.